GAGUUGAUUGAGAGACUAUGUGAGAUAAUACAAAGAGAGAAGCGAUGUCUCAUUGUUUUGGACGAACUUUGGGAACUUUUUCACUGGGAUGAGUUGAAGCAUCCAUUCAUUGUCCAAAAUUUGCAGAGCAAAAUAUUGGUGACAACACGGAAACAAAAGGUUGCAUAGAUUGGAUUGGCAGUGGAACAUGGCCUUUUACAUAUGGAUGCUGCUUUGGAACUUCUUAAAAACAAAGCAUUUCCCCGUGACAACAUUCCAGGUGCGAAGAAGCGAAAAUCUGCCAAGAAGAAGGAAAAUCGAAAUCUGUCUAACAAUCACUCUGAUUCUGCUCCUGCUCACACUCAUGGGGAUGACGAUGUGAAGCACCAAGAUGAUGGAGAGGGGAGCAAUGUUGGUGAGCUAAGCUCCCCUACAUCCGAGGACCACGAGAUGCCAGCUGUCGAAGCUGAGGCCGGAGGUGCUUCUUCCAUGGAAGGAUCAAUAGUUGACAAUGGGGAGGCAGAGAAGGAGAUCAGGAUUGAGGAUGAGUCGGGCGUAAAACAUGGCAUCGUUGCCCAAAAUGGGGCGAACAGGAAGCCGGAUGAUGGAGGCUCGUCCUCAUCCGGGAGCUGUGGCAGCAGCUCAGAUGAUGAGAACCGUGGAAUCAAGAAAAGGCAAGCUGAGUCUAGCAUUGCCUCCGGGGAAUCAUCAGUGGCAAUGGAUGAUUCUUUGUCUGGAAAGCUAGUUGAGCCUGUUUAUGAUUCUCAAGCUGCCAUCUCUGUGGCUCCUGGUGUUGUUGAGCCUACACUUGAGGAAAAUGUGGGGGAAAAGCAUGGCACUGUCGAAGAAAGAACUUGCACGUCCGUGGAAGAAGCAGGUAUUGGAUCUGCUGAAGGCACUCCAAAAACAUCUGAUCCAAAGGAAUAUGUUACACAAGAAAAUAAUACUAGAUCACCAUCUCCUAGAGUUGAUUUAGACGGUGGAGAACAACGCGUUAAAGAAUCUGUAGAUACUCAGGCGUGUGCUGCGUCUGAGCCUUCGAACACAUUCAAGUAUUCUUGAAGAAACUUAUGCUAUAAUGAUUUAUUUGUUUCUACUUUUUGCAGCCAUUUCAGAAAACAUCGUGGAAGACUUGUUGUGGAUUGUUUGAAGUGUUUUCAGUCUGGUGAUUAAUCAAAGGUAAAAUCCCUCCAAAAGCUCAGUAUCCUUUGUGUUUGCUGAUUCACAAUUUGUCACACAAAACAGUUUCUACCAUAUGAUUAUGUAUAUUUCACUUUUUAGUCUAAUGGUCGAGUUAAAUGGCACCAAACAU
This is a messenger RNA of Salvia hispanica, 1291 nucleotides long. RefSeq lists its product as uncharacterized. The record is from RefSeq and is a predicted model, not a curated record. Lineage: Eukaryota; Viridiplantae; Streptophyta; Magnoliopsida; Lamiales; Lamiaceae.